This is a messenger RNA of Pomacea canaliculata, 1701 nucleotides long. RefSeq names its product BRISC and BRCA1-A complex member 1-like. The transcript has 7 exons. The coding region runs from base 125 to 1087 and encodes 320 amino acids. NCBI's taxonomy places the organism in Eukaryota, Metazoa, Mollusca, Gastropoda, Architaenioglossa, Ampullariidae. Gene Ontology annotation, biological process: mitotic G2 DNA damage checkpoint signaling; double-strand break repair; positive regulation of DNA repair. The record is from RefSeq and is a predicted model, not a curated record. Gene Ontology annotation, cellular component: BRCA1-A complex; BRISC complex; nuclear body.
CACGACUUCUCUUUCUACCGGAAGCUACGUUGUUUAGAGCAGACAGACGUUAUAACGUCUCUGGAGCAGACGAUCAUCUGAGCUGAUAUUAGUGGCAUGAUCAUUGCUAAAGCGCUGAUCGAAAAUGGAAGGUAUCGACACAAAUGUACAAGAUCACAACAUUACUUGCGAUCCUGAAAAUCAAGUAUUAGAAAGUGAUUCACAGGAUGAAAAAGAGACAGAUACUGAUCUGCCCACGGUGUCUGAGAGAUACGAAAAGAAGGAGUCGGACAACGCAGAAACUUUGCAGACGAGCGAAACAAUAAUAUUCCAGUCUGAAGAAGAGAAUUAUAAGAAGGAAAGAUCCCCUCCUAUUUCGCUUCCAGAAGUUAAAUGUCCUCGUAUUAACUGCACCGAGAAGAUACUUUUUUGCCUGGACUUAAGUAAAGAGAUGAGUGAGACAGUUUUUCGAUCACGAGUGGGCGACAAACUGUCAGCUUUGACUGAGACCAAGAAGGCAAUGAGGAUAUACAUCAUGAAUAAGAAUAAAAUAAACAGCAGACAUGAGUAUGCUUUAGCAGUCUUCCAUGAUAAUGCAAUGCUGCUUAAAGAUUUUACAUCAAAACCAAAAGAAAUCAUUAAUCUGUUUGAGGAGCUAGAAGGUGGACAGUCUUCAGGGAAGUUUGACAUUAGUGACUUGUUUCAAUUGAUCCAUGAUAACGUGGAGCUUCCUCAAGUAAUAGGAGAUGUGCAAAUUGUCCCCCCUUCCUACAUUGUUCGAGUAAUCUUCAUCUACGGUCGAUCACAUUGCAUCCCUCUCUUUUCUGACAGACAGUUGCAUCUUCAGCUGGAGCAAUCGCCAUAUUUUUUUGUGGAUGUCCUGUAUGUCCAUGAACCUCCCUCUUCUGAAAACAACUGUGAGGAUAUUUUUACACACCUGUGUGAUCUUGACCACAAAGGCCUGUCAUAUAUACUGGAAGCUUCUAGUCUCACACGACUGUUUGACAGUUUUGCCAAACUUCUGGCACAUCCUCUGCAACGGCCUCUUCAGCGACAGGCUAGUUAUCAUAUCUCUUCAUCACAACUUCAUGAAGAACAAGGCACUUAGAAACUGAUUGCCCCAAGAGGAAAAUGCCACAUUGAUGAACCACUUCUGUGGGAACUUUCAAUGUGCUCCUGUUUGCUAGAGGUGAAAUCACAAAUUCUUUCAAUUCUGAUGGAGAAAAUCUUGUGUUAACAUGUUGUUUUAAUGUUUAUAUACAGGUUUGUAACAAAAACAUGCAAACUUUUGUUGCUGCAUAUGUCUUUAUAUGGGCCAAAAUCUCUGCAGAUUGCACAAUUGUAAUACAUGCAUGAUUGUACAUAUGCAUGCAUAUAAUUGCGCCCACACCCCACACACAACUGGGGAUACAACAAUCUGAAAAAAAUAAACAAUAAAAAUGCACAAUGAACAUCAUAAAACAUGAUCAUUCACAGCCUUGGAAUCGGAUCUUCAGCCACAAUGCAAAAAAAAUAAGCAAAUUUUGAUAAUAUUCACAAAUAAUUUUGACCAUUCAAGUCCAAAGCAAGACAGGCUGAUUGUUGUUUUUGAGGCUUAUCCCACAUCAGUCACACAAAUCUUGAAUAUGGUUGCUGCAACAUAUACCUCCAGAAAUACUCUUUAGAAAUAUUUAGUUCUUGAUUACAAUAAUAAAGUACUAGAUGCUUUAAAAAAAAAAAAAA